Messenger RNA from Drosophila persimilis, 502 nucleotides. Its product is annotated as transcription factor MafB. The record is from RefSeq and is a predicted model, not a curated record. The transcript is spliced from 3 exons. The coding region runs from base 68 to 502 and encodes 144 amino acids. Lineage: Eukaryota; Metazoa; Arthropoda; Insecta; Diptera; Drosophilidae.
AUAAAUACGUUUUCGCAAAUAAACAAGAAUAUUUGACGGAGACUAAUUGAAAGAAAGAUCCCACAAAAUGGAACGUAAUAAUGGACGCUACCCAUAUAUACGCCGCCAAGGCAGUGGGCACAACAAUUAUCACCAUCACCACAACAACAAUGCAAAUUCCACAUCAUCGACAGCAGGAUCAACAAAUGCAACACAAUAUUCCAAUCAUAGCAUUAACAACUCUCCAUCCGUGGGCAUGAGUACGGGGGCACACAACAGUAAUGCAAUAUAUGCAGCGGCGGUACCGCCAUCACAAAAUGUGCCCAUUUCCCAGCAUGACGAAUUGAUUCGGUACAUAAGGGAGGCCUGGAACAAGGUUUAUGAGCAGGGCACACCUGUUUACCGCAACGAAUCUGAUAAUCAAUUGAAAAAUUUCAAGCCAUUUAAUUUGGAGGAGUAUUGGGGACAGCGUCUGGUCCAGAAUAUACACGUGACGACGACAAAUGCCAGCGGACAUCAGUAG